AUGGAUGCUCAGAGUUGCGACUUGCGGCGACCAGUCUGCUCCCGCUGCACCCGAUUUCCUAGGGAAUGUGUCUAUGACCUGAGUAUCAUUAGGCAGAUUCGGCCCCAAGAGUCAACCCUUCGACGUCCUGUAGUAUUCUGUCCGGAGAUAUCAAUCCAACCAACAGAGCCGAAUGCGCCGGCCCUUGUUCAACAACCGGUGUUGAGGCUGUCCCCUUUGCUAUCGUCGGAGCAGUCGAAAUUCUUCCUGCACAUCCUGAGCACCGAGACGGCUCCGUCGCUUUUCCCCGCCGCUCCAAAGCUCUUCAUCGACAGGCUGAUCAGCUCGGCAAUAGAAACUCCCCAUCUUCUACAUGCACUGCUUGCCUCUGCCGCUAGCCACCAUAGUCGACUGAUAGGGGAUGCGACCACUGAAUCACGGGUGAUGUGCUUGAAAUUCACCAACUUAUCCAUUUCCGGUCUUCGUACUGCUAUGAACGAGGCGAAGGAUGUCCUCCGAGCGGAAACGGCCAUGACGGCAAUGACACUCUGCACGAAUGAUGUUUGCAAUGGUAACAUGCACAUAUGGAGGUCUCAUUUGUCGGGGGUCAUGCACCUACUGAAAGUCAUGCUCAACGUCCCGCGUGGGUCCUUUGACAACAGCGAUCCUUUCGUCUUGUGUCUAGUGAAGUGGUUUGCCACCCUCGAUAUUUUAGCUUGUGUUUCCGGGGUCAAUACGGGGGACACGCUUGAAGGUCAGGAUACAAUCUUGAAUAAGCUUCCCAGUUCUAUCACAGGUUAUGUAGAUGACAUCUGCGGUUAUUCAUUGGAGUUAGUACCCUUACUUGCGCGAACUGCGCAACUUGCUUGUCAAACCGGUAUGCAUGCCGCUUCCGGGCCCUGGCUACUAGACCUAUCUGUACAAGACGUUGUGAGCGAGGCCAAAUAUCUAGAAAAUGCCAUCCUUGCCGUCACUGAGCGAGCGGCUUCCGAGGCGACAUUGAAGGCCCAUGGGCAUGAGCUCUAUAGCGAGUUGCGAUACACACACCUUGCUUUUGUUCACUCCGCUCUUUUAUAUCUUCAUCGACGUGUGCGGCUCUUCUCCAAAGAACAUCCGAUGGUCCGCAACGAUAUUAUAAACAUCCUGGACGCUGUUGACAAUAUUUCGCCCUUGUCAUCUUCUAACAUUUUGAUUCUUUGGCCGAUAUUUAAUGCUGGUUGUGAAACGGAUAUGAUCAGCGACCGGGAACAAAUCCAAGAUCGUAUGGCUUAUAUGCAAGAUCGUGGCUUGGGCAAUUUCACUCGCGCUCGAGAGUUGAUGAAGGAAUUCUGGGCAUCAGAUACAUCUUUGCCAUGGGAUGUAUACUUCACCCUGCAUGGCCGAGAGCUCGUCUUAUUCUGA
Messenger RNA from Aspergillus affinis, 1380 nucleotides. RefSeq names its product transcription factor domain-containing protein. Lineage: Eukaryota; Fungi; Ascomycota; Eurotiomycetes; Eurotiales; Aspergillaceae. The transcript has 2 exons. Gene Ontology annotation, biological process: positive regulation of transcription by RNA polymerase II. Gene Ontology annotation, molecular function: zinc ion binding; transcription cis-regulatory region binding; DNA-binding transcription factor activity, RNA polymerase II-specific. The coding region runs from base 1 to 1380 and encodes 459 amino acids. The record is from RefSeq and is a predicted model, not a curated record. Gene Ontology annotation, cellular component: nucleus.